AUGAACAACAUGUCACCCAUGAGCACCACCGACCCCAAGAAAAAGAUCGAAAAGUCAAAAUACAUAGCCGCGGCAUAUACCGUCUCCAACCUGCUCCGCUCCGAAGAGCACAUCGACCGUACUUUCGAAUCCUUCCUCGACUGGAUGAACGAAUACGCAGCCGCGGAGAAACCAAUGCAUCUCAACACCUACAUCUCCUACCUAACCUUCGACGUAAUCGGCGAAAUCGUCUUAUCUAAACCCUUCGGCUUCCUCGCGCAAGGCAAAGACAUCGGGAACUCCAUCUCAAACUCCCUCGCUCUGAACGCAUAUAUCGCUGUAGCAGGUUACUUCCGCUGGAUCAACAUCGCCCUGCUAGCCAACCCCAUUAUGACAUGGCUGUCUAUCUUACCAAUGGGCCAUCUCUUCGACACUGUCACGUCUGUGUUGGCGGAUCGAGAGAAAAAUGAGAAUGUGAGGUAUGAUGCUGUUCAUUACUGGUUCAAGCAGCACGAGAAGCAUCCGGAUAAGUUUACUAUACGCGAGAUUGGUACGCAGGCGCUUGCGGCUGUGGGGGCGGGGUCGGAUACUGUUGCGGCGGGGAUACAGUCUUUUGUUUAUCAUAUGAUUCGGCAUGAAAAUGCGUGGGAGCGCGCGCAUAAGGAAGUGGCGAAGGCGCAGCUUAGUUUCGUGCAAGCCUGCGUGAAGGAGGCUCUUCGCAUCUUCGGUCCUGUGCCCAUGGGCCUUCCCCGCAUAGCGCCCAAAGGAGGAUUGGUCAUUGGAGAUCGCAUUAUACCUGAGGGUACUAUUGUUUCGAUCAACCCAUGGGUGAUGCACUACUCAAAGGAGAUUUGGGGUGCGGAUGCGCACGUCUUCAAUCCAGAUCGAUGGUUGAAAGCAGACAGUGCUGCCAUGGAGAAGCAUUGGAUACCUUUUGGUGCAGGUUAUGGAGGCUGCCCAGGUCAAAACAUCGCUAAGAUUGAACUCGCGAAGAUCGCAGCGACGUUAGUCAGGGACUACAAGAUCAAGCAGGUGGACUCCGCGCAAGACUGGCAGUGGAAGGCCUACUUCACGGUUGUUCCGCAUUCAUGGCCCGUAUACGUCGAGAAGAGGGUAUGA
Alternaria viburni is the source of this 1098-nucleotide messenger RNA. RefSeq lists its product as uncharacterized. Bases 1 to 1098 code for a protein of 365 amino acids. The record is from RefSeq and is a predicted model, not a curated record. The transcript has 6 exons. Lineage: Eukaryota; Fungi; Ascomycota; Dothideomycetes; Pleosporales; Pleosporaceae. Gene Ontology annotation, molecular function: iron ion binding; heme binding; monooxygenase activity.